AUGCGGUGGGAUAUCCAUGGUGAAGCACACAUGUACGUCACCGAACUCAAAGUCAGGGUUGGGCGUCGCAAGACGGACAACUCCAUAGACGCGCUACGCUCUCGAGCUGCGCACUCAGUCCUGGAUUCGUGGAAUUCCACUUUCCAGGAUCCAACUUACCGAGGCUCUGAAUUCUUAGAGCUUCAACAGCCUGACGGGCGGCCGCUACAGCCAUCGUACCUCAACGGGGGACCUUGGCUUUCAACCUUCGGACACAGUAUAACUGAGUUCACCCGCGUUUGCCGGUGUAUAACUGGCCACGCGCCCAUUGGAGCGUAUUACCGUCGCUUCAAGAUCAAUGAGCCUCAUGGCUGCACUUGCGGGGCUGCUUUGCAGUCUCGCCAGCAUGUCCUCUUUCGCUGCCGCGAUAGAUAUUCUGUACACUAUCCCCGUUUUCUCGGGGAUCUUGCAUCGUUUAUGAAGUACAACCCUACGGCGUUUGGCUUCAACCGGGACCCGUCGGGUGUCGGAUAA
This is a messenger RNA of Cyclocybe aegerita, 513 nucleotides long. Lineage: Eukaryota; Fungi; Basidiomycota; Agaricomycetes; Agaricales; Hemipholiotaceae. The record is from the annotation of a GenBank genome assembly.